Messenger RNA from Dentiscutata heterogama, 298 nucleotides. Lineage: Eukaryota; Fungi; Glomeromycota; Glomeromycetes; Diversisporales; Gigasporaceae. The record is from the annotation of a GenBank genome assembly.
GUAUUGUGAUAUGAAUAAUAAAGAGUAUAAUGAUGAGAAUAAUGAAAGAUAUUGUGAUAAGAAUAAUGAAGAGUAUAAUGAGAAUAAUGAAGAGUAUUAUGAUGAGAAUAAUGAAGGGUAUUAUAAUGAUAUGGAGUUAGAACAUGUAGACACUAACUUGGAGUUGGUGAAAUUAGAGCAUAUAAAUGCCGAUUUGGAGAUAGUAAAAUCAAAGCAUUUAGAGAUAGAAUCUAGUAAUUAUAUAGCUAGUACAGAUGAUUCAAAUGUUAGUGAGAUUUCACAGUCAUUUACAAAUUAG